CUCCCUUCUAAUUGGCCAGCUCAGAGCUUCCUCGGGUACUCGGCCACUCGGGGCAUCGCGGCGGCCUUUCUAGCCGCUGUCCCAAGGUUUGGCCUCGCGCUUUCGGCUGCGAGCUCUCUGUGGUGCUGGCAGCGACAUGUGGCGCCUCCCGGGACUCCUGGGCCGAGCUCUUCCCCGUACACUGGGACCUAGCCUCUGGAGGGUGACUCCUAAGUCCACCAGCCCAGAUGGGCCUCAGACUACCUCCUCCACUUUGCUGGUUCCUGUGCCUAACCUUGACAGGUCAGGUCCCCAUGGCCCAGGCACGAGCGGGGGUCCAAGGUCCCAUGGAUGGAAGGAUGCCUUCCAAUGGAUGUCUUCCCGUGUCUCCCCGAACACCCUAUGGGAUGCCAUAUCUUGGGGCACUCUGGCCGUGCUGGCCCUGCAGCUGGCAAGGCAGAUCCACUUCCAGGCAUCCCUGCCAGCAGGACCUCGGCGGGUAGAACACUGCUCCUGGCACAGUCCCCUGGACCGUUUCCUCUCAUCUCCCUUGUGGCACCCAUGCUCCUCACUGCAACAACACAUCCUCCCCAUCCCUGAUGGCCCAGCUCCCAGGCACACUGGCCUCAGGGAACCCAGGCUUGGCCAGGAAGAAGCCUCAGCUCAGCCCCGGAACUUCUCACACAACUCUUUGAGAGGAGCUCGUCCUCAGGACCCCUCUGAGGAAGGUCCCGGUGAUUUUGGCUUCCUGCAUGUCAGUAGUAGCAUCGAGUCCGAGGCAAAACCAGCCCAGCCUCAGCCCACUGGUGAAAAGGAACAAGAUAAAUCAAAAACUCUUUCCCUUGAGGAGGCUGUGACUUCCAUUCAGCAGCUCUUCCAGCUCAGUGUUUCCAUCGCUUUCAACUUCCUGGGAACAGAGAACAUGAAGAGUGGCGACCACACAGCAGCCUUUUCUUACUUCCAGAAAGCUGCAGCCCGCGGCUACAGCAAAGCGCAGUACAAUGCGGGCUUGUGUCAUGAGCAUGGCAGAGGCACCCCCAGGGACAUUAGCAAGGCGGUCCUUUAUUAUCAGUUGGCUGCCAGCCAGGGCCACAGCCUGGCUCAGUACCGCUAUGCCAGGUGCCUACUACGAGACCCAGCCUCUUCGUGGAACCCUGAGCGGCAGAGGGCAGUGUCCUUGCUGAAGCAGGCUGCAGACUCAGGCUUGAGAGAGGCCCAAGCUUUCCUCGGGGUGCUUUUCACCAAGGAGCCCUACCUGGAUGAGCAGAGAGCUGUGAAAUAUCUUUGGCUUGCAGCCAACAAUGGGGACUCACAGAGCAGGUACCACCUUGGAAUUUGCUAUGAGAAAGGCCUUGGUGUGCAGAGGAAUCUGGGAGAGGCCUUGAGAUGUUACCAGCAGUCAGCCGCUCUGGGAAAUGAGGCCGCCCAGGAGAGGCUGCGAGCCCUCUUUUCCGUGGAGGCUGCAGCCCCAGGGCCCAGCGACCUGACAGUUACAGGACUGAAGUCUUUCUCCAGCCCCUCCCUCUGCAGCUUGAACACCCUGCUAGCAGGAACCUCACGCCUACCACACGCCUCGAGCACAGGCAACCUUGGCCUCCUCUGCAGAAGUGGGCAUCUCGGAGCCAGCCUGGAAGCCUCCAGUAGGGCUAUUCCCCCACACCCCUACCCGCUGGAAAGGAGUGUUGUAAGACUAGGUUUUGGCUAAGGUAGAAAUUCCAGCGGAAGUUCAGGUUCCCAAGCAAUUUCACGUACAUGGCUGGUAAGUGACUGAUCUUUCCCCCCGCUUGGUAGCCUCACAGAUGAGUCUUGGAUGCAUUCACAGUCAUUUCUGGUCUGUGCACCAAAGGAUGCAUUCAGUGACCUAUGAAAAACCCUACUGAAGGGUCCAGAGACCCUGGUGCUCACCUUAGCCUUUGUCUUUGAGCAAAUAACUUACCUUCCUCCUUCCUAUGCCUCGGUUUUCUCACACUUAAAUCUGUACUACUGUUUGCCAAUGUCUGAUGUGUGUAUCCCUGGUUCACAAGAAGAUUUUAGAUGGUAUUCAAAUUAAUAUUUUCUAUUUCAGUAGUUAUAUAUUUAAUGUAUAAUAUAAAAAUAUGAUUAGCAUAUUGACGUGUAGUUUGAUAGAUGUUCUGUCUAGGAUAAAGCUAACUGUAAAAAAAAUAGUGAAUCAGUUUAAAGAAAAACAUAAUGUAAAAGUGGGCACAGAUCCAGAGAGGUAGCAAAAAUCACAGGGGUGGUUCCAUGAAUGGCUGACACUUAGGAAACUCUGAAUUAGGCCAUCCUCGAGACUAGCCCACCAUUCACCUCUGCUCAUCCCCCAUGGGCUCAUAAUCGUUUUCAUUUCACCUUUGAUUUGGAAGGAAGAAGUUUCUUGCCCAAAUGCCUGGAUGUGUCUGCUUGACUUUCAGAACUUCUCACCUCAGCCCUAAAGAGGGAGCCUGUGGGUUCUCAGAGAGAUAUCACAAUUUGAGUCCCAAAGAAGAGGCCAGAUACCCACCCACCUUCCCCCAAAUCCUAAGCACCUGCACCAGUACAGUCAAGAAGAGGAAAGUGUGUGAAGACCCAGGUCUGGCUCUGCCACUUGCCUGGCCAUGUCACCUUGAAGCUGUGACCUGACUCCCUAUAUUGUUUCCUCAGUUGUAGACCAAAGGCAAUGGUGUCUGCCCUCCUACCUUAGAAGACAAAUGCAAGGGCAUUUCACCACAGAGAGGACCUUUGUGCUCACUUUGGCCCAGGAGGCAGUGAUGCUCAUGGUUGCAUGACUUUAUGAGUCGCUGGGCCGGGAUGAGGACCUGGGCCUCCUGACUCCUGGCCCAGAGUUCUUGUCCAUCAGUUCAUACUGCAAUUUUAUGUGAAAGCAUUAUGACUGUCCUACCCAUGGGAGAGUAAAUGUAGAUUGAAUGCUAGGAGUCUUAAAGCUGGAGAGUGUAGAUUUUGAGGUCCCCGUUUGGGAAACGUGCCAGAAAGGUCUAGGUGUUUAAUAAAACAGAUAUUGGAUUAUCUCA
Gorilla gorilla gorilla (western lowland gorilla) is the source of this 2987-nucleotide messenger RNA. It is a transcript of the gene DELE1, whose product is annotated as DAP3 binding cell death enhancer 1. The coding region runs from base 137 to 1684 and encodes 515 amino acids. The transcript is spliced from 13 exons. The record is from RefSeq and is a predicted model, not a curated record. Gene Ontology annotation, biological process: extrinsic apoptotic signaling pathway via death domain receptors. Gene Ontology annotation, cellular component: mitochondrion. Lineage: Eukaryota; Metazoa; Chordata; Mammalia; Primates; Hominidae. Gene Ontology annotation, molecular function: protein binding.